CUUCCCAGAGUGCAUCGCGCGCAUCAAAACAAAUAACGAGUCCGGGCACACGGGCCUGUCUGUGCUCCGCGGUCAGUGCCCGCGGCCCCCGCUCUGCCUCGCCACUCACCCCGGGCCGCACACGGAGAGCACACGGGGCCGGCCUCUCACGUGUUUCUUCUGCAGGGUGCAUGAACAGCAGGUGCCCCGAUGAGCUGCUAGAUUUGACCUCGCACAAGUGAGCGAUCUGCUGACCCUUUCUUCUGUGCUUGGCGAAUGUCUUACCAAAUCAUUUGAAAGCAAUUGAUAGAAGAUGGGAGGAGCGGUAAGUGCUGGGGAAGACAACGAUGAUCUGAUUGAUAAUCUUAAAGAAGCACAGUAUAUACGCACUGAGAAAGUAGAACAAGCCUUCAGAGCAAUCGAUCGAGGGGAAUAUUACCUGGAGGGAUACAGGGACAAUGCUUAUAAGGACUUGGCCUGGAAGCAUGGCAACAUACACUUGUCUGCACCGUGCAUCUACUCUGAAGUCAUGGAGGCCCUAAAACUUCAACCAGGAUUGUCUUUUCUUAAUCUUGGAAGUGGAACUGGAUACUUAAGUACCAUGGUGGGCCUUAUAUUAGGUCCAUUUGGCAUUAACCAUGGGGUUGAGUUGCAUUCUGAUGUGGUGGAAUAUGCCAAGGAAAAAUUGGAGGCUUUCAUUAAGUAUAGUGAUAGCUUUGACAAAUUUGAAUUUUGCGAGCCUAAUUUCGUUGUUGGAAAUUGUUUGGAGAUAGCAUCAGACAGUCCACAAUAUGAUCGGAUUUAUUGUGGUGCUGGUGUCCAGAAAGACCAUGAAAAUUACAUGAAAAUUUUGUUGAAAGUUGGAGGAAUUUUAGUCAUGCCUAUUGAAGACCAGCUUACACAGAUCCAGAGAACAGGACAGAAUACAUGGGAAAGUAAGAACAUUUUAGCUGUUUCUUUUGCCCCCUUGAUGCAACCUAGUAAGAAUGACAAUCACAAAUCUGAAACUGUGAAAUUGCCUGCCUGUACUGUAAGGAGCCUACAGGACCUAGCUCGUAUCUAUAUUCGGCGCACACUUAGGAACUGCAUAAACGAUGAGAUGCAGGCCAAAGGAAUUCCUCCGAAAGCCGCUCCAAAGCGGAAAAGGCGACGGUGCCGUAGACGCCGCAUAAACACCUAUGUCUUUGUAGGAAAUCAGCUAAUUCCUCAAGCCUUAGAUAGUGAUGAGGAGGAAAAAAUUGAUGAGGACAGCAAAGAAGAAGAAAAGGAUCACAGUGAAGCUUUGAAAGCUGAGGAGCCUCCACAGAACCUUCUUCGCGAGAGAAUUCUGUGCUUACCUCUCCCCGAAUCUUUAAAAGCAUACUUGACCUAUUACAGAGAGAAAUGAUGAUGCACUUGAAUACAAAACUUUUAUUGCCUGCUGAUGUUUCAUUUUUUUUUUUUCCUUUUGAAAAUGUAGCAUUUGUUAAUAAAGGAUUUGGUAGUUAUAUCUUCCAGCAAGAGAUCCAGUGGACACCUAAACAAUCUUAUCUCCAUUCAUUGAUUUAGUUCCUUUUUUACAAGCUCUAUAUUUUCUGUACAUUUUAAGAUAAACUGUACACAGAUUUUUAACUGUAACCAGUUAUGGCUUUGUAGUAUCACUUGUUCUCUGGGGGAAAGCAUUCUUUAGCAGCCCCUAAUUUAUACACAGGGCAUAGCACACUGGAGAAAGAUCCGAAUGGUCUUCAAAGCCAUUUCAGUCAUUGCAUACACACAAGUCCCAGUGGAACAUUCCAUUCUGAUUGUUUCCUUUUCUUAGUCUUUUCUUUUAUAUAUGCCAGCUGAACAGUGUGACAAGUGCAAUAGUUUAGGAAAGGUAACUUUUUGUAAAUGCCACAAGUUUUGUGA
Messenger RNA from Bufo bufo (common toad), 1866 nucleotides. It is a transcript of the gene PCMTD1, whose product is annotated as protein-L-isoaspartate (D-aspartate) O-methyltransferase domain containing 1. The record is from RefSeq and is a predicted model, not a curated record. NCBI's taxonomy places the organism in Eukaryota, Metazoa, Chordata, Amphibia, Anura, Bufonidae. Gene Ontology annotation, biological process: protein modification process. Bases 293 to 1366 code for a protein of 357 amino acids. The transcript is spliced from 6 exons. Gene Ontology annotation, cellular component: cytoplasm. Gene Ontology annotation, molecular function: protein-L-isoaspartate (D-aspartate) O-methyltransferase activity.